Molecule: messenger RNA, 1144 nt
Organism: Eufriesea mexicana
Lineage: Eukaryota; Metazoa; Arthropoda; Insecta; Hymenoptera; Apidae
Product: apolipoprotein D
Exons: 5
Coding region: 71-880 (269 amino acids)
Biological process (GO): lipid metabolic process; tissue regeneration; response to reactive oxygen species
Cellular component (GO): cytoplasm
Molecular function (GO): lipid binding
Source: RefSeq, a predicted model, not a curated record
UCAUAAAAUCCUCCUCCGUCGAAGCUAGUGUUUACAGUACCAGUACAGAGUUCCACAACAUCACGUCACAAUGAGGACAGUAUUCUCUUUAAUAUUUCUCUUGGGAUGCUUUGUGCUCUCCAGGGCACAUACGUAUCACAUGGGUGGUUGCCCCCUUGUGGAACCAAUGCAAGGAUUUCAAAUGAGCAAAUUUUUAGGAGUAUGGUACGUAAUUCAGAAAACAUCGACUGCCAGCAAAUGCAUCACUUACAACUAUACUCGUGGAGAAGAACCGGGUGAAUACAUUAUAGCGCAAGAUUCAGAUCAUCCAAUAUUAGGUCUUACACCAUUGAAGCACGAAUAUCAUUACAUCGGUGAAUUGAGCGUACCGGAACCAAGCACGCCGGCUCGAAUGGAAGUUCGUUUUCCUCUUAGUGUAGCUAGAAGUGCGUCCCACGUAAUAUUCUCCACGGAUUACGACAAUUAUGCAGGCAUAUUUACGUGCCAGAAGCUGACGUUUGCACAUCGUCAGAGUGCAACAAUCCUCUCUAGGCAUCGAGAAUUAGACAAGACCUACGUGGACCUUCUACGUCGGCAAUUGACCAACUUCGGCGUGGAUCCCUUUGAUUUGAGUAUUAUAUCUCAAAGUGGAUGUCCCCAUGGUAACAAUACCCUGGAUAUCACUGUGGACCCACAUACUUUCACUACUGAGAAUCUUGGGAACGUGGUUUCUAAAGCUGCAGGAAAAAUAGGAGAUGCUGUCCAAUGGGUAGCCAAUACGGGAUGCAAGGUGUAUCACACGUUAGCCGGAAGCGAAGAAGAAGACACAAGUAAACCGGAAGAGAAUACCAAAGCCGCCAUUUCAGAUUAUGACACGAAUGAAGUCGUAUGGAUUCCUUAAAUUCAAAAUUUUAUAAGUUUGUUCGAAAUACCUUGAUCUCGAUAAGGAUGAAUACCUUUUCGUUUUAUCGGUAUCUAUUUUUUCAUCAAUAGAACGAAUAUUCCUAUUUUCUUCCUCUGACUUUGAUGAAAUUAUCAGUCACGACAUUUGCACACUGCGAUAAAUUAGAAGUAGAAUAUGAAACGAGAACGAAAGACUAUGUAAGGAAUAAACUAUUUUUAUUUUUUUGCUGUGACUAUCAUGAAUAAAAUGAGUUGUUUUGAA